AAUAUGAUAGCACUGCGGUUUUGAUUUGUCGUGUACAGUAGAAGGGACAGCCGCUGGCUCGUGAUUGCUUCUUUCCUAUUUCUUUUCGAGGCAACCAGUAAAACAUGAUAAUUAUCAUCAGACUUGCAUAAUAGUAAGAUCGGCCUGCAAAUAUUUCCUGGUUGACGCCUUGACGAGUCUCUUUUACGUCUAAAUUAUUGGAAAUUACUUUUUCUCCGGUUUCUUUUUCUUUCCUUUUCUUUCUUUUGUGCAAAGACUCGGAUGUCCUGAGAAUCAAACUAUUUCUUUUUCCUUUUUUUGGAGGUCUGUAAGCAGAAUUCUCUCUUCUUCUCGUUCUUUUUGGGAAAAAUAAUUCUGGGUUUUGUCUCUUUGUUUAGUGGAAGUUGGGUUUUGAUGAAAAAGAAGAUAUAUGUGCAUAUAUUCUGUGUAUUGUUUAGCAGCGUAUUGUUUAGCAGCAGCAUCAUCAUCAUCAUCAUCUACAAAUAUUCUCUUGGCUUGUUCCUUUCUCUUUGCUUUAGCAACUUGAAUUUCGCUCUUAGUUGGGUUCGCUUUGAACUGUCUUCUGUUGGUUUUAGAGCUGAGCUUAAAGAAUUUUCCAAGAAUCUGUAUUUAUUCCAGGAACCAAUGUGGUUGAGGGAAAUUUUGUGAUUCAAGAAUUCGGUUUUUGCUAGCUUGUAUGUUGAAGUGCUAACUUUUUGUUAAGGAAAGGAAUAGUUCGUGUUUUUUGUUGCUUCCAUAUUAGCUGAGGAGGUGCUUCUUAUAGUAGUUGUGUUUUCAAAUUACCAGAACCUGCAUUCUUCACUUUGAAUGGCGGAUGAAGGUGAUGAUGUAGUGGAACCACUGCCAUACCUCUUUUCGUUUAAGAGGAAUGGCCAUACUUUGGAGACUGAUGAAUGAACUGCUUCCUGAAAAUGGUUGAUGAUUUAUCUAGUGCAUUAUUUGAUGUGCAUAGAAUUAAUGAAAUUAGUUGAUAGAAUUGAAAAACUGUUUCCAGAAAUAGAAAAAGCAGCUUGGCCCUGGUUAAAACUGCCCUGGUUAAAUGAGACAAUUGAGAAAGCCAAGCAGAUUCUUCUGUCCUGCUGUGAGUCUAGUAAACUAUAUAUGGUAAUAACAGGAGAAUUCAUAGUUUCAAGAUGUCAAGGAAUGAGGAACAAUUUUGAAGAAAGUUUAGGCGAUAUCCAAACUGUGGUUCCAACUCCGUCGGCUUCUGAGAUCUCUCGCCUUAUUGAUGAUCUAAAUGCAGCAAAAUUUAUGCUGGACUCUUCCGAUAAAGAGGCUGGUAAGGCUAUGCGCGAACUGAUUCAGCUGGACCCUUCUCAAUCUGAUUCAAGGGAAUAUUCUGAAAUAAAAACACUUCAAAUUGCUGCUUCAAGACUUCAUAUAACAUCCCGAAGGGCCAUACUAAUAGAGAAAAGAUCAAUUAGGAAACUGUUAGAUAGAGUUGGUGACAAUGAUCCUCCCAAACAGAAGAUCUUGAAAUACCUUCUUUAUCUGCUGAAGAAAUAUGGAAACUUGAUUAUGGAGGAGCAAAAAGAGAAUCCUACACCUCAGCCUGAAGGAUCAGUUGGACCCAUGAAUUCUCCAAAUGUUAAUGUUCAUAGCCUAUCUGGUGAAGAAGGUGUUGAUAUAGGACAUCAGCAGUUUGAGGCUCAAACUGAUUUUCUAGACUGGUUGGAAGUAUUUGACUGGUUGGAUGAGCGUUCUAUGUCCUUCGCCAGCUCUCGUAGUUCUAUGAGUGAAAUGCACUGUCACGACCCAUAUUUGGGGCCUUGACCAGUGUAAGGCUAGACCUUGUCUAACCGCACAAGCCUAAUGUGUGUAACUACUUGAAUUAAAAUACAUAAGGAAAUGCUUGAAAAUUUUACAUAAGAAUGUAGAAAUAUUUCAAUGGUUAAUACUCAAUGGGGUAGACUUCAACAUAA
This is a messenger RNA of Jatropha curcas, 1922 nucleotides long. The record is from RefSeq and is a predicted model, not a curated record. NCBI's taxonomy places the organism in Eukaryota, Viridiplantae, Streptophyta, Magnoliopsida, Malpighiales, Euphorbiaceae.